GGUGUGCAAUACCUAUUAAAGAUGACGUGGAGCGUGUGAGGCGGCCCCCAGGCCCUGCAUUUCUUGGGUUUCUUUUGUUUCAACUUUCCGGCUUCUUGUGACGGUCCUCGUUUCUUUAACAUGACUUUCGUUGAGGCCCUAGCCUGUGUAGUAUUCGUUCUCACCAUCCCAAUUGCGUCUUGUCAGUGGUUUCAACCGCCCACAAAAAGGGAGUUAUGGCAUGUUGGAGACGUUCACAACAUCCAGUACCACACGGAUCUGACCUGGUACACCAUCACUCUAUGGCAGCAGGCGAUUAGCGGUGGUUGGGCCACGCCGGGGCCAGUCAUCUACCAAACCAACAGCGGUCCCGCGAACGUACUUGACUGGACGGUACAACUGUACGACUUCGAUCUGGAGUCCUCGAACGUCUUUUUCUUUUGGCUGAAGGAGGGAGGCCCCGAAAAUGCGACGGGGCCAGUCAAAGGACAAACAAUGUCGUCCGGUUACUUCAACAUCACCGACCAGCCUUCCCCAACCACCACGUCAUCGUCGUCGUCAUCAAGCAGCACGGUCUCGACCAACCUUUCAACCGAACUCUCAUCAACAUGCUCAACAGCCACUCAACCCACUCUAGACCAAGGAGAAGCCACCGCGUCCAGCAGGGUACCUGGUGAGGGCAGUGGAGGAACAAAUGGAGCAGCUGAAGCAGGAGGAGGAGGAGAAGGAGGGGAAGGGGAAGGGGAAGGGGGAGGGGGAAGCCUCCCGGUCGCCGCCCAGGCAGGCAUCGGCGUGGGCGUUUCCGUCGUGGGGGUCACGGUGGUCAUCUGCGGCAUAUUGUGGUUCCGGUACCUCAGGAAACAACAGCAGAUUCUCCUCGACCUCCAGCGGAGAGCCUACACUGAGCCUCCGCCUCCCGAUACUGAUGUGACCGAGGCGGGGAAGCCACAGGCCUCUCCUCCUACGGUCCAGUAUUACCCUGCGUACGAGCUGGGUCCUCACUCCAGGCCUGCCGAGCUCGGUUGUCCUCUACCAAACCUCAACUAG
Chaetomium fimeti is the source of this 1026-nucleotide messenger RNA. RefSeq lists its product as uncharacterized. The record is from RefSeq and is a predicted model, not a curated record. The coding region runs from base 121 to 1026 and encodes 301 amino acids. The transcript has 2 exons. NCBI's taxonomy places the organism in Eukaryota, Fungi, Ascomycota, Sordariomycetes, Sordariales, Chaetomiaceae.